Molecule: messenger RNA, 2225 nt
Organism: Elgaria multicarinata webbii
Lineage: Eukaryota; Metazoa; Chordata; Lepidosauria; Squamata; Anguidae
Product: carnosine N-methyltransferase 2-like
Exons: 9
Coding region: 176-1279 (367 amino acids)
Molecular function (GO): N-methyltransferase activity
Source: RefSeq, a predicted model, not a curated record
CACAUAUCACAUUGAAAUGGAUGAGGGGAAUAUAGAGAAGCAACAGUAGACCAGCUGUGCCUGCAUCCUGUACUUCAUUCACUGGAGUCUAGCUGGAGUAUAUAAACGAGAGCUAACACGAUAACCAAAAAAAAAAAAAAAAAAGGAGAGAGACUGGAAAAGGCCAACAGGAAACAUGGAGCCAAAAGCCAAGACGCCAAGGGUCUUCAUGAUGAAGCAAAGCAAAAUUGCAGAUGGCUGCCUCAGGGUGGGUGUGUUCUCCAAUGGAUACUGUCCCAUGAAUGGUGCCAAGCUGCCUGUGGUUAGAGCCAUAGAUGGAGAUGAUGACAAUGAUACCAGGAAAGCAAAAGAUGCAAGUUUUGAGAGAGAGAUACUGAUGACCCCUCCUAAUAAUUCAGAGCUCUGUGUGACCCUGCCUAUGAGAAGCCUGACAGUGGAAGAAUAUGCUGAGGCCUUUAAGUCAUUCUUAGACCAUUCAACUGAGCACCAAUGCAUGGAGCAAUUCAAUGAGAAGGACCUGCCAAGUAUAGUAGCCAGUCUUGGAAAUGGAAAAUCUACUAUCAAUGUGCUAGGUGUGGGAAGUGGCACAGGUGAGCAGGACUUGAAUAUGAUAAGAAUCAUUCAGGCUAAGCAUCCAGCAAUCUUGAUAAACAAUGAAAUCAUAGAGCCCAAUCCACAACAUAUUUUGGCAUACAAAGAGACUGUUAGGAAUUCUUCUGACCUUAAGAAUGUCUCCUUCACCUGGCACCAGUUGACAUCCAUGGAAUAUGAAAAGCAGGCAAAGGAGCAAAACAUACAAAAGAAAUUUGAUUUCAUACACCUGAUCCAGAUGCUGUACCGUGUGGAGGAUAUUAGGAGUACUAUCAGAUUUUUCCACAGCUGCCUAGAUUGUUAUGCUAAACUUCUGAUUAUAAUUUUAUCAGGUAACAGUGGGUGGGCCUCUAUAUGGAAGAAAUACAGACACUGUCUUCCCCCAACUGACAGUGGCCAUUACAUCACAGCUGACGACAUCAAAGUUGUCUUGGAGGGACUGGGACUUACAUACCAGGUGUAUGAGUUCCCUUCUGCUUGGGAUAUCACUGAGUGCUUUAUUGAUGAAGAUACCGUUGGAGGUCAUAUGUUGGAUUUCUUGACAGGAACAAAAGACUUUAUGAACACUGCACCCCAUGAUCUUAAGCAGCGUCUUCGACAAGCUUUGGGCCAGCCGGAGUGCAGCACCAAAAAGGAUGGAAGGGUUGUUUUCAGGAACGAUUUGAGCAUGAUUGUUGUCAAUUCCUAAUAGUGGUGGAACGAACAGAGGUUAGAUCUGUUCUCUGUGAAGGGAACUUGUUCAGUUCUGGAGAAGAGGGGCUGCGUACAAAGCCUCCUAGGCCUUAAGAAUUGGAAGCAAAUGUUUUAGUGGAUCCUUUGAGAUUAAAAAGGUACAUACUUUGUUUACCAUAGUAUGAAAUUAACACCAGUUUAUACUGAUACACACUGUCUCUGCGGCGUAUGAGAAAGUAAAAACAUACAGCCUGGUAAUUUGCUUUGAGGAUUUCUAUAAAAGUAAGGGCUCAUGUGGUAAAAAUGUGUAAGGGGAGAGCAAACUUUAAAUUAUGUUAGCGUAGAAGAAAACAGGUAUGUGGGAACUAAUUUUUAUUGUUCUGUAUAUAAUCAAGAAACUUGGAUAACCUAUAUGGUGUGUACAGCAUCUUCAUGUUACAUGGUUUCUGGGUACCUUGUCCGGCAAAUAUUUUGUUCUAUUGCACAUUUCUCUCUUUAUGGUUGCCAUAUUGCACUUGGCUUUGGGAUUUUGGAUAAGCGGAAUUCCUUAGGAUCACCAUGUGCAGACCCUGAAGGCUAAUGGUCCUUUAAGUUUUGCAUGAAAGGGAAUUUUUACCAUUUCACUGCAUAGAACUGCAGCCGUGAUGGGAAGAGCUACAUCAGGCAAAACUUCCCUUCUAAGCUUCUAUCUGAGGACUUCAAGCUAGGAACUGUAGAGUUGCACUUUCUCCUGUUCUAUGGCCUCUUCCAUUUGUUUGCAUACUGUUAAUGUGUGAAGCUCUUAAUUUUUGUCCCCAGAAUACAAUGGAUUUAGAAGAGCAGAUGGAUGAUGCAAACAAUUUGCCACUUCGGAGGCAGAAUUGUUACUCAGCACGGGAUCUUAAAGAUGCGUGUGUGUACAUCAGCCCCAGUGCAAUAUGGUAAGCCUGCCACUUUAAUUUCGGUGUUUUCAUACUGUGUCU